AUGAUUAUCUAUGAAGGUCUAAGAGCUUGCAAUGACCAGCUAUUGGAACUGGAGGCACCUCAAAAUCAGGGCUCCAAUGCACAAGAGCAAACAAAUGUUACAGAAGUUUGGAGCCCUCCAAAUAGAAACAGACUCAAAUUCAACUGUGAUGGAGCCUAUAAGCAAAAUCAAAAUACAGCUUUAGUAGGGUUCCUCAUUAGAGAUCAUAAAGGGGUAGUGGAAGAAAGAACAAAAUCUAUCCCUGCAUUAUCUAGCUUACACCCAGAAGCACUAUCAAUCCGGGAAGCAUUUCUGAUGGCAGUUGCAGGAAAAAGGAGCAACUGUGGAAGGUGA
Molecule: messenger RNA, 333 nt
Organism: Ilex paraguariensis (yerba mate)
Lineage: Eukaryota; Viridiplantae; Streptophyta; Magnoliopsida; Aquifoliales; Aquifoliaceae
Source: the annotation of a GenBank genome assembly